AUGGGCAGCCUUCAACCAUGGGAGCAGACAGUCGCAAAGAAACGUGCUCUGCGCGACCAGGCACUCAAUCCGUAUUUUGUCUCUGACAUUGACAACCGGCCGCCUCGGGUCCGCUCUGUUUCGAAUCGCUCUUGUCUUGAACAUGACCCGCUGGUGCAGGAGAUAACAAACAUUGACAAUAUUCCGGCCCUGGUAGAGCAGCUCCGGAAAGGCCGCUUUACUGCUGAGCAAGUCACUUUCGCGUAUAUCAGAAGGGCUACUGUAGCUCACCAGCUUACAAAUUGCAUUACGGAGGUCAUAUUCAAUGAUGCCUUGGCCCAAGCUCGAGAACUGGACAAGGUGUUCAAAGCAACAGGAAAGCUCAUAGGACCCCUGCACGGUGUACCAGUUACAGUCAAGGAUCAGUUCAACGUCAAGGGCUAUGACUCGACUAUCGGCUACGUUGGCCGGUCAUUCUCUCCCGCGUCUGAGGAUGCAGUUUUGGUUCAGAUGCUCAAGAAAAUGGGGGCCAUUAUCCUGGCCAAAACGAACCUACCGCAAAGCAUCAUGUGGGCGGAAACAGAGAAUCCACUAUGGGGUUUGACAAUCAAUCCUCGUGACCCUGCGCUCACACCUGGCGGCUCUACUGGCGGCGAGGCUGCGCUGCUUGCAUUGCAUGGUUCUAUCUUGGGGUUUGGUACAGACAUCGGCGGUAGUAUUCGAAUCCCGCAAAGCAUUCUGGGAUUGUAUGGAUUCAAACCUAGCAGUGGCAGGCUGCCCUAUCGCGGCGUCCCCGUCUCCACGGAGGGCCAAGAGCACGUUCCCUCAUCCGUUGGGCCAAUGGCCCGCGAUAUCAACUCAAUAUACUAUAUAACUCGGCUUCUAACCAGUUCUCGCCCCUGGGAUCUAGAUCCAAGAUGCGCAAACCUGCCGUGGAAUGAAAGCGUCUUCCGGGGCAUACAGUCCCGGCCACUGGUAAUAGGUUUGAUUCUGGACGAUGGGGUGGUAAAGAUACAUCCUCCCAUCGAACGUGCGAUGCGAGAACUUGCAGCCAAGCUCGAAGCAAACGGCCAUGAACUUGUCACCUGGAAUACAUCGGACCACCUCAAAUGCAUAAGUCUGAUGGAUCGAUACUAUACCGUUGAUGGAGGAGAGGAUGUGCGUCGCGAUGUCGCUGUCGCCGGAGAGCCGUUCAUUCCCCACGUCGAAGCAUUGGUGAAUCGCGGAAAGCCCAUUUCAGUCUACGAGUACUGGCAGAUGAAUACGGAGAGGAAUAAUCUGCAGAAGAAAUACCUGGACGGUUGGAAUGCAGCUCGCUCACCAUCUGGGAAACCUGUUGAUGUCCUACUUAGCCCGACGAUGCCACAUGUUGCCGUGCCUCACCGGAGCGUGCGCUGGGUUGGGUAUACCAAGAUCUGGAAUCUCCUUGAUUACCCGGCCAUCACUUUCCCUGUGGACAGAGUUAGGGCAGAUAAGGAUGUCCUUCCGCCAGACUAUCGGCCGAGAAAUGACCUUGAUGCAUGGAAUUGGAGUCUUUAUGACGCCGAGGCUAUGGAGGGUCAACCCGUUAACCUGCAGGUAAUUGGGAAACGGCUAGAGGAAGAGAGCUUACUGGGGGCUGCUACAGUGAUUGAGCGGAUUUGGCGGAGUUAG
Aspergillus nidulans FGSC A4 is the source of this 1632-nucleotide messenger RNA. RefSeq names its product amidase. The coding region runs from base 1 to 1632 and encodes 543 amino acids. The record is from RefSeq and is a predicted model, not a curated record. The transcript has 5 exons. NCBI's taxonomy places the organism in Eukaryota, Fungi, Ascomycota, Eurotiomycetes, Eurotiales, Aspergillaceae.